Psylliodes chrysocephalus is the source of this 762-nucleotide messenger RNA. The record is from the annotation of a GenBank genome assembly. NCBI's taxonomy places the organism in Eukaryota, Metazoa, Arthropoda, Insecta, Coleoptera, Chrysomelidae.
AUGGUUAAAAAUUGGAAUAAUAAUAUUGUUAAAAAUAUGGUUAAGAAUAUGGUUAAGAAUAUGGUUAAGAAUAUGGUUAAGAAUAUGGUUAAGAAUAUGGUUAAGAAUAUGGUUAAGAAUAUGGUUAAGAAUAUGGUUAAGAAUAUGGUUAAGAAUAUGGUUAAGAAUAUGGUUAAGAAUAUGGUUAAGAAUAUGGUUAAGAAUAUGGUUAAGAAUAUGGUUAAGAAUAUGGUUAACAAUAUAGUUAACAAUAUGGUUAACAAUAUGGUUAACAAUAUGGUUAACAAUAUGGUUAACAAUAUGGUUAACAAUAUGGUUAACAAUAUGGUUAACAAUAUGGUUAACAAUAUGGUUAACAAUAUGGUUAACAAUAUGGUUAACAAUAUGGUUAACAAUAUGGUUAACAAUAUGGUUAACAAUAUGGUUAACAAUAUGGUUAACAAUAUGGUUAACAAUAUGGUUAACAAUAUGGUUAACAAUAUGGUUAACAAUAUGGUUAACAAUAUGGUUAACAAUAUGGUUAACAAUAUGGUUAACAAUAUGUUUAACAAUAUGGUUAACAAUAUGGUUAACAAUAUGGUUAACAAUAUGGUUAACAAUAUGGUUAACAAUAUGGUUAACAAUAUGGUUAACAAUAUGGUUAACAAUAUGGUUAACAAUAUGGUUAACAAUAUGGUUAAGAAUAUGGUUAGAAAUAUGGUUAAGAAAAUGGUUAAGAAUGUGAUUAAGAAUAUUGUUAAUAUAUUUAAAAUUAAAAUUUAG